Messenger RNA from Camellia sinensis, 3403 nucleotides. Its product is annotated as wings apart-like protein 2. NCBI's taxonomy places the organism in Eukaryota, Viridiplantae, Streptophyta, Magnoliopsida, Ericales, Theaceae. The record is from RefSeq and is a predicted model, not a curated record.
UCGCCAUGAAAUUCAAAUUUUAAAAUAGAAUAGCCCAAGCCAUUGUAGUAGAACAACGUAAACCUCAAACCCUCUUUCUCACCGUACUUUGGAGAGCUUCACAGACUCACACAUCUCAAGAUCUUCAUUCAAAUCUUCAAAUCAGAGCUAUCAAGUUCAUCAACAACCUUCACAUUUCAAAAUUACUCUCAGUUCUCCAAUUUAUUCUUCUAAAAUCCCCCAUCCCUCUCUCUCUCUCUCUCUCUCUCUAUAUAUAUAUAUAUAUAUAUCGGCAUAUGAGAGAGAUUUGAAUAUCACAACAUGAUCGUUAGAACGUACGGUCGUCGGAAUCGGAGCUUCACUAGACCCCACUCUGCCUCACCUUUCGACGAUCCAGAUUCUUCGUUUUACCAAGAAAACCCUCAAGGCAAUGACAUUUACAGUUUUGCCUUCUCUUCCCAAGAUUCCUCUCACUGGUCCUUCGAUUCCGAACCCUACUUCUCCAAUUCGUCUCAAGAACCUCCUCAAUUGGCAAUUGUAGUCGGUGAUUCGGAGCACAGAGAUGGGGAUUUUCGAAAAUUAAAGAAGGCGAGGAGGAAUGGGAAGAAAGAGAAAAUGGGGAAAUGGGUUUCGGCGGCGACAUUGAUGGAGACUCAGGAGUGUGGGGAGAUGAUGGAGCAUGUGGACGAGGUCAAUUUUGCUUUGGAUGGGUUGAGGAAGGCUCAACCGGCUCGGAUUCGAAGGGCGUGUUUGUUGUCUCUGUUGUCGAUUUGCUGUACAGCGCAGCGGCGGCGGCUUCUGAGAACACAUGGGAUGGCAAAAACAGUAAUUGAUGCUGUUUUGGGACUCAGCUUUGAUGACUCGCCUAGCAAUUUGGCUGCUGCUGCUCUCUUCUACAUUUUGACUAGCGAUGGUCAAGAUGAUCACCUUUUGGAUUCUCCAAGUUGCAUCCGUUUUAUGAUAAAAUUGUUGAAGCCACUCACCUCUGGUGUUACUAAAGACGAGACAUCAACUAUUGGCUGUAAGCUUCUGGCGUUACGUAAGGAUGUUAAUAUUGUACAAGACACCAAUAAGGAAAUAGAUUUGACCUCCUCUGCAAUUAUGGUUAAAGUUCAGGAAAUUCUUGUAAGUUGUAAGGAAAUGAAGUCAAGUAAGGGAAAUGAUAAUGCAGUGAGGAAGCCAGAGUUAAGCCCAAAGUGGAUAGCUUUGUUGGCAAUGGAGAAAGCUUGCUUAUCUACCAUUUCUCUUGAAGACGCCUCUGGUACUGUAAGGAAGACUGGAGGCAACUUCAAGGAAAAGUUACGAGAGUUUGGAGGACUUGAUGUGGUCUUUGAGGUUGCCCGAAAUUGUCAUUCCAUUAUGGAGAGGUGGUUAGAUCAAAGUUCCUUCUCAUAUAAGAAGUCAAAAGACAAUGUAGAUCUAGAAAGUCUGGUGCUGCUUUUAAAAUGUUUGAAGAUCAUGGAGAAUGCAACAUUCCUUAGUCAGGACAAUCAGAGGCAUUUGCUUGAAAUGAAAGGGAGCUUCGACCAUCAGGGCUCUCCUCGAUCUUUCACAAAACUCAUUAUUAGUGUCAUAAAGAUUCUCUCAGGUCUUUCUUUAUCCAAAAGCUCUUUGGGCAAUUCAGAUGAUGAAGAGUUCUGUAAUAUUUCUAAUGGGGCUGAUCAUGCUUCUGAAAUGCCUUUAUUGGCAGGCCAUAAAGUUGACAGUGAUGAGAUUAUAUCCAUCAGUUCUUCUAGCACAGAGUGGACGUCUUCUCAGAAGAGCUUCAUUAUAUCUCAGAACAGUCGAUGGUUGUCUGCUGCCCACUCAGGAAUUUCUAGAUCAACUUCUGAAACAACCUCUACAUCUUCAGCUGAUACUUGCUUGUUGAAGAUUAGAGUCAAUUCUUCCACUUCCGGCUCAUGCAGUGGAACAUCAAGGAGUUCAUGUAGUGGAAUGCCUGUUAACGUUUAUGGUUCAAGAAUGAACUUCGGUCUUGGAAAGAGAUGCAAGGUUGCUGAAGACACCAAGUUUGAACUUCUAGAAGACAAUCAGGAUCUUUUUGCUUUUCAUGAAGAUGAAUUUGAGCCCUGUAAGUGGGAAUUACUAUCUGGGAGACCGGGAGUUACUGAAACUGGAAACAGCAGAGCAACAUAUAGAGAAAAUGAAGAGGGGUGUCAAUCUCAACCGAUGUUAAGCCAGCAAGAGUCAAGUAACCAGGCAAAUCAUCGUUCGGAUGUCUCUUGUUCAUCCUCUAUUGAUGAAGAAAAAUUCAACCUUCUUGCAGACUGCCUGCUUACAGCUGUGAAGGUCCUAAUGAACUUAACGAAUGACAACCCUGUGGGUUGUCAGCAAAUUGCUGCCUGUGGAGGACUGGAAACUUUGUCUUCAUUAAUUGCUGGCCACUUUCCAUCAUUCAGUUUAUCUUUGCCUCCCUUCAGUGAGAUAAGAGAGAAUUCCUUGUCCAUGUCAAGUCUCGAGGCUGACCAUCAGAUUAAGAGUUACCUCUCUGAUCAAGAAUUAGAUUUUCUUGUUGCCAUUUUGGGCUUGCUUGUCAACCUGGUAGAGAAAGAUGGUUACAACAGAUCUCUGCUUGCAGCAGUGAGUGUUUCAUUGCCAAGUGUGGAAGGGCUAGAAGAAGAAAAGCAUCGAGAUGUGAUUCCAUUACUAUGUUCCAUCUUUUUGGCCAACCAAGGGGCAGGUGAGGCAGUUGGGGAAGGAAAGGUCCUGUCCUGGGAUGAUGAGGCAGUUGUGCUGCAGGGAGAGAAAGAAGCCGAGAAAAUGAUUGUAGAAGCUUAUGCAGCCCUUCUUCUUGCAUUCCUUUCAACUGAGAGCAGCAAGAGCAUACGUAAUGCUAUUGCCGACUGCCUCCCAGAUCACAAACUGACAAUUCUUGUACCUGUGUUGGAGAGAUUUGUGGAAUUUCAUUUGGCACUAAACAUGAUCCAACCGGAGACUCACACAACGGUGCUUGAAGUAAUCGAAUCAUGCAGGAUGGCAUGAGAUGAGAGCACAAGAACAAGGAGAAUUGGUAUAGCCUCAAAAUUCCCACGGAUUGACUGUGUGUUGUUACACUAUACCUAAGGGAGAGAUGGAUUUCUUGCUGGUGAUACUGUCAAAACUAACCCUAGGCCUGUUUUUAGUCUGAUUGACGUUUUUUGAUUAUAUAUUUUAGCUAUUUACAUUAUCUUUCGAGCCUUUUUUCCCCAACCAUAUUUGGUGUCAGCUGCGAUGCUUGUAUACAGAAAGUCCUACCAAAAUCUAAUUCUCUUUGUGAGUUGUCAAUAUAAGUUGUAAUUGUUUUAUGAUAGCUCUCCACUAUUAACCUGUCUCUGGCUUUUUUUGUUUUUGCUUUUGCUUUUGUUUUUGAGAACAACCCUACAAGGGUGUUUGGCUGAGGAGAAAAUGCAUGUUACGCAAGGACAAUGUCUACGAUUGUUGAGAA